Raphanus sativus (radish) is the source of this 1506-nucleotide messenger RNA. RefSeq names its product PTI1-like tyrosine-protein kinase At3g15890. NCBI's taxonomy places the organism in Eukaryota, Viridiplantae, Streptophyta, Magnoliopsida, Brassicales, Brassicaceae. The record is from RefSeq and is a predicted model, not a curated record. Gene Ontology annotation, molecular function: ATP binding; protein kinase activity. Gene Ontology annotation, biological process: protein phosphorylation. Gene Ontology annotation, cellular component: plasma membrane.
UAUUCAAAAUUAAGACAGCUAGACAGAACCAAAUUCAAAGCCAAGAAGAUUUGAUUCUAAAAGAAAAUUAUAUGUUUCUCUUCUUCAAGAAGUAAAGGUCAUAAAAAAAAAACGGAGUUUUGAGUAUCAAAGGAGUUUCCUUUGCUUUACUGUUACAUUCUCCAGGAAUAAAGGCGGUGGUACCUUUGCUUCUCUGACGAAAACUAAGAGACUUUUUGUUUGUUUGUUUGUGGGUUUGUUCAAAGAUGCGAUUUUCUAGUUGCUUAUGUUGUGGAAGAGGGUUUGAUCGGGAAAAAGAGGUGAAGACUGAGCCAUCAUGGAGAGAGUUCACACAAAAGGAACUUCAAGCAGCCACAAACAGUUUCAAUUACGACAACAAACUCGGCGAAGGUCGGUUUGGUAGUGUCUAUUGGGGUCAGCUACCUGAUGGAUCUCAGAUUGCAGUGAAGAGAUUGAAGGCAUGGAGUGGCAGCAGACCAGAGAUGAAUUUCGCUGUGGAAGUCAACCUUCUAGGCGGCAUUCGCCACAAGAAUCUGUUGACUGCGAGAGGUUACUGUGCGGAAGGACAAGAACGGCUCGUUGUGUAUGAGUACAUGCCAAAUCUGAGCUUUGUCUCGCAUCUUCAUUCAUCUGAGUCGCUUCUUGACUGGACCAGGCGGAUGAAAAUAGCAGUAACCUCUGCUCAGGCUAUAGCAUACUUACAUCAUCAUGCAACACCUCGAGUAGUCCAUGGAGAUGUGAGAGCAAGCAACGUGCUGCUAGAUUCUGAGUUCGAAGCUCGUGUUACUGAUUUUGGAUAUGGGAAGCUGAUGCUAGAGGAAGAUGGAGCUACUAAAACUAACAACAAUGGUUAUAUCUCACCAGAGUGUGUUGAAUCAGGUAGAGAAUCAUCUACGGGAGAUGUGUAUAGUUUUGGUGUUCUGUUGUUGGAACUGGUUACUGGUAAGAGACCUGUAGAAAGGAUAAACCAAACAACAAAACGUGGGAUUACCGAAUGGGUUUUACCUCUGGUUUACGAGAAGAAGUAUGAUGAGAUUGUGGAUCAGAGGCUGGAUGGGAAGUAUGUGGAGAAGGAGCUGAAAAGGGUAGUUUUGAUAGGGCUUAUGUGUGCUCAGAGUGAGCCAGGGAAGAGACCAACAAUGUAUGAGGUUGUGGAGAUGUUGAUGAAUGAAACUAAGGAUAAAAUGGCUUAUCUUGAAAGUAUUCCACUUUUCAACAAGAACAAUGGAGGUGAAGCUAUAGAUGAAAGCUCAGAGAUUCUUUUAUAAGAGAGAAUCAUCAGAAACGAGAAUAGAUUAAUUAUAUGUUGUUUGAUUCACACAAUUCUUUUUUUUUUUCUUUUGCAAGAAUCUGGUUUUGGUUUUCUUCAUUUUCAACUUUUGAUUUUAAUCGUUCAUGAUUUGAUAGUUGAGAGUUUGUAAAGGAGUGUAAUGGAGUACAUACAUACUUGUUCUUUAUAAAAAACAGUGUAAAGAUUUGUUUAUUUUGACAUUAAGAACCUCCCAA